UUUUAGGGUUUUUGAAAGGGUUUAUAACACCUUAAUAAACCCUUUAAAAGGGUUUGUGACACGUUGCACUUUCAUAAACCCUUUUUUCGUUUUUUAUUCUACGGAUAUUUUUUACAGUGUAUUGCAAGUUCAACAUCAUCUUCAAGCAAACAAACAUCAUCAUCCACAUUUGGUUCUUCUACCUCAAAAAUCAUUCCAUCAUCAUCAUCAUCAUCACCUAAAGAAGCUAACCUCUGUUCCAAUACAACAACAAAAAAGAAAACAAAAUCAAAAUCAAAAACACAAAUUAUCAACUGUAGCAGUGGUUUACAAAACAAUGAUAAUGAAAGUGAUGAUGAAGCACAUUAUGAUUUACAAACAUGCAUAGAAGAAAGUAGUGGUUUAGUUCAAUUCUUAAGCACACCAUGUAUGAUCUUGUAUAAAAAUAAUUUACAGAAUCAAAGUGAUCUUGAAAAUUACGUUUUACAACAUCUUUCAUCAUAUAAAGGAAAUGUAUGUGAAUUUGCUGGUAUCAAAGGAACGGAUGCGAUGAAAAAUAAAAUCAAUGAAUUUUACCAUCGCAAUCAAAAAACAUCUAUGAAAUCAACGAUUCUUUUUAAAGGACAUGCAUCUAAAACGACAGCAACACAACAAAUGUUUUUAAGUAAUGGUCAUUUAUAUUUGUACGUCGAUGCCGUAAUGAAAAAUAAAACAUCGAGAAACAAAAGAAAGAAAGUUUGCGUUGGCUCAGCACGUGGUGGUGAUCGUGAAGAAUGUCAUGGAAAGAAUGGUGACCGUGGUAUAAAAGGUGGAAUUUCAGCUUCGACCAAAUAUUCUCAAAAUGAAACGAAUGGAAAUGGAAAUAAUGAAGGAAAAAAAAUCGAUAUUGAAAAUGUCAAUAAUGGUUCGGAAACUGAAUUGGAAGGAGAUGAAGGAGAAUCAGAACCAUGUGUUAAUGAAGAUGAAAAUUCAGAAGAAGAAACGAGUCAUAUAAAUAGUAUGUUAUUAAAACAACUAUUGUUUAAAUUUCAAAAAACUGGUGACCAGAGCAUGAAUUUAUUUACCUGUCUUCGUUUAGCUUCAACCGGUCGUACAAGAAGAGGUUCGAUUAAUUGGAAAGGAGGAUCGAAGAAUACGGGUGUAUACUUGUUAUAUAAUAAGAAAAAAGAAGUACAAGAAUGCGUGAAUAAUGUAUUAAGUUAUGCCCGUGAACAUGGAACAUUAUUAUCAGGAGCUCAACUUAAGACAAUCUUGGAUAUCGAAAAUGUUGAAAUCACGAAAGAUCGUGCAAAUGGUCUUGUACAAGUUAUUUCCAAAAGUGUUGACAUUGUUACUAAUCCAUAUUUUGUACCACCAACAACAAAAAAACCAGUGUAUGAGUAUUACGGGAAGAACUAUGAACUGGCUAUGAUACAUCCCAUAAAACCCAUACCAAUACCAAGUGCAAUAUUGGCAAAAUAUCAGAAGGAAACAAAUAAAAAGUCUGUUGAAAUGAUGGAGGGAAAAGAUUCAGAAACGUACACUGCUGAAGAUGAUGAUGCGAUGGAAGUUGAUGAUAACAAAACCAAUGAAGAAAAUGAUACAAAUUCAGGUGAUGAUGAAGAUGAAAACGAAAAACUCAAUGAGUUAAAAAAUAAUAGUUCAGAAGGAUCUAGUAAUAAUGUUAAAAGUGGUGUUGAUAACAAAAAUCAAACUGUGAUUGAUAAUAGUGUGCUCGAUGAAGAAUCUAUUGAAAAUAAUAUUAUCUUACUACCAUCUAAUCAUUUGGAAGUUGUUAGCCAAGAAAAUGAUCCUAGUAACAAUAAUGUUGUUAAUAUUUCAAAACAAAUUGAACCACAAGUUGAAAAUGUUAUUACACGAUCGUCUUCUCCAAUCACUGGCAAAAAUGAUUCUUCCAUUACGAUUGAUAUACGUAGUCGAUCAUCACGACAAACAGUAUCAUCAUCUGUGACUUGUUUUAAUGAUUUAUCGGUAUUGAAUCGUAACUCGAAACUGACUACGACUUUACCAUCGACAACAACACCAUCUUUAGAUUCUACUGACUCUGCACGUAAUCCAAUGUCGUUAACUGAUACAUCUCAUUCAAAUACAGUUCAACGUUCCAGUUCAGUUGAAAGUACUAGCAAAAUUACACUAUCUCUUGAACAACCAGUCACACCAUCACACCAUCACAACCGAAACAAAAAAAUAGCCAUGUUAAAAAAAUUAUUGCUCGUCAAAUUACACCCAAAAAGUAGUGCACUUCAUAUACCAUCCUCGUCAUCACAUUUGUACUGUCCUGCAUUACCGUUUCAACAUCAAUAUCAAUAUUCACAUUCAAGUGAACCUCAACCACAAACAUUAUCACCAGAUGAAUGGAGUUUAAUAAUAUCGUUAAGAAUGAUGAAAAAUUUUAAUGUUUCACCGCCAUUUCAACCACCACCACUUUCAUCAUAUCGGCAAGCGGGUGGUGCAACAUCAUAUCAAGCAAUUUCUUCUUAUCAAACUUGUCACCAGAUGCAACCGUCAACAUAUUACGCAACAGCACCUCCAUAUUAUCACCAUCCAUAUGCAGGAUCAGCAACAGUAUCACAACAAUUCUUAAAUGCUCAAGAAAUUCAGUAUUCAACUACACAAGCACAGGCAUCAUUCACGACACCUGUUUCAUCAUUACCACCUUCUACAACAGUUGCUCUAUCAUCACCACUUUUUACAAGAACUGCGUCUCCAUCAUCAUCUUUUAUAACACCUUCUUUUUUAUCAUCAUCUCCACCAACAAUAUCAGUACAAGGAAAAGUUGCAUUAAUACCUGAAUCUCCACAAACACAAUCAGGUCACCAGAAUCAUUCACCCGAACCACAACUACAAUCACCCUCUCCUUCUUCUUCUAAUUCAACACCAGUAACCAUUAUUUCACCAGCGCAACAGCAGAAACAGAAGUCUCCAAUUCAACAUUUAUUAGUUCCUGGUCGACAUCAAUCAUCCAAUUCUCAAUUACCAACAACAUACCAAUAUGAUUCAUCGAGGACACGACCAACUGUCCAACUAAUUGAUCCGACGAAGCCGUACAAAAUUGGAGAUACAAUCAAAGUUGGAGGACGUGAACAUAUCCAUGAAUCUAAACCGGAUAAUGUUGAAAUUCGUCGGUUUAAACAACGUGUACGUGAUCGUUGUCGUCAGGAGUUAUCUAGUCCACGAACAAUUUAUGAAGAUGAAUUGAUGAAAGGAAAAUAUUCAGCAGAAAUGUUAGUAGUUUUACCAACAUUUUAUAACAUGCAAGCGCAAUUGUAUCGUAUUCGUCAGGAACAUUUACCAACAUCACCAACAGAUUCAAAGUUUGUGUUACACCCAGGCUUUACGACUACAGAUCAAGGAAACAGAUUUUUAUUGUACGAUUCUAAUGUUGUUCAAGUACCGUAUGCAUCAGCACCACCAGAAGUUGGUCGUUUACUAAUUUAUGCGAGUGAUUUACAGUUAGAUAUUUUAUCAAAAUCAAAUCGCAUUGGAAGUGAUGGAACGUUCGAAACAGCUGCACAGAUUAGUCAUCAAAAUUAUAUAAUAAUAGGUGAAGUUGAAGAAAAGCAUCCUGUACCAUUAAUUUUUUGUUUGUGUGAACAUAAAAACUAUGAAACGUACAAACUAAUCAUAAAAGUAUUAAAAACAGCUGUUAUCAAUUUGAAGCUGGAUUUGAAGCCGGUAUAUUGGAUGAGUGAUUAUGAAAGUGCAUUAACAAAAGCUAUUAAAGAAGAGUUCCCAAAUACACAAUUACUGGGAUGCGCAUUUCACUUUUCCCAGGCAAUUUAUCGCAAUAUUCAAGGUAAAGGUCUACAAGAUGCAUAUCAAAAUUUGGAAGUGGUACGACAAGUUCUUCGUCAAAUAAUGGCUUUAGCAUUUGUACCUAGUGAUCAAAUUACAAGAGUAUACUAUGACGUCAUUAAACCACAAUUAAAUAAUGUUCCGGCAAAACCAAUAUCUCUUCGUCAUAAUUUACGUGACUUUUUCAAAUAUUUCGAAUCAUUUUGGUUGAGGAAAACUAAUCAGUUUUGUGUAUUUAAUCAAUCAACACGUACAAACAAUGGACUGGAGGGUAAUUAG
Molecule: messenger RNA, 4053 nt
Organism: Rotaria socialis
Lineage: Eukaryota; Metazoa; Rotifera; Eurotatoria; Philodinida; Philodinidae
Source: the annotation of a GenBank genome assembly